GAUGUUAAAAGUAUCGACUAAAAAAAACUCCUAUUAGUGCUUCUAUGAACACAAAAGGUCUUCUAGUUAAGAUGUUUGAACUCUUAUUCAUGAAAUGGUAGAGGCUGUAAAAUCUUGAUUUAAUGAAAUUUUUUAAUGGCAACAAUAUAUUUGUUUGAUAUUUAAUUUAUUUAUACAGGUCAAUCUCGUUUGCAAGAAAGACUUUUUAAUGCCCAUAAAAUCAGCAUAAAUAUAAAACAAUGGACUUCACAGUUCUUGUGUUUACAGAGCAAAAAUAUUUAGUAAAACAUCAUUUGACUGCUCUUUUUGUCUCAGAACAAGAGAUUACAAAACACUGUUUUGUUUAUGCUGCCUUUCCAAAACCAGACUAUCUUAUAAAAAUGUUGGUUGGGUUGUUGGACAGGCAAACAUUCUUCUGCCCUGGUUUCCCCCAAAUCAGGUCAUCUCAAGGUCAAGCGUUAAUGACCAACACUCAUGACUUGGUGCUACAAAAUCUCCCAUCAUCCCAUUCGACAUGGGGUGUCAGAGCUCGACUUUAGUUUGAUUAAUAACUGUUUAAUAUUACUGACAAAGUGUUUAAAGGACAUGACUGAUGCUGUUGAGUUUGGUUAUCGACAUUGAGAGGUCUGAAAGACUUUGGCUUUUUGUUUAGGCUGGGUAAGGAUUUAUUCUUUUUUUUUAAGUUCAUCAGAAAAGAGAAUAAGAGGGAAAAUUACAAGUGGGUUAUUUAAAAUGAAUUAUUGAUUUGUAGGUUUUUAUUACACUCCAGCUUAAAGAUUGUCAAGAACUGGUACGUGUGACCAACAACUGGUACGUGUUUGGUAGAGAUUCUUGGACGAUUAGAACUUGUAGCUUUGGAGAAGUCUGAUUGAACUGGGCAGAAGAAGAAAGAGAACAUGAGUCCGAUAGUAGAAGCUUUGGCCUGCUUUCUGGGAUUUUUGAGCUGGCUGAUGGUUGGCUUGGCCCUUCCAAAUCGAUACUGGAGGGAGUCUACGUUUGAUGGUAAUGUUAUUACCACUUCAACCGUCUACGAGAACCUGUGGAUAUCCUGUGCUACUGACUCUACUGGAAUUCACAACUGUCGAGAUUUUCCAUCUUUGCUUGGACUAAAUGGGUACAUUCAGGCCUCUCGAGCGCUGAUGAUCGCUUCCAUCGUGUUUGGGGUGUUCGGUCUUGUGGGGGCUCUUGUAGGGAUGCAGUGCUCUAAAAUAGGUGGAAAAAACUACGUCCUCAAGGGAAGGAUUGCAGCAGUCGGAGGAGUGUUCUUUAUACUUCAAGGGCUUUGCACCAUGAUUGCCGUGUCUUGGUAUGCAGCCAACAUCACGCAGCAGUUUUUCGACCAGCUUUAUGCAGGGACAAAGUAUGAGAUUGGUCAAGGCCUCUACAUCGGCUGGUCUUCUGCGGUGCUCGCUCUCUGUGGAGGCGCAUGUCUGCUGUGUGCCUGCCAGUUCAAGUCGCCAAAUGAGAAAAUUCAAUAUGCACACCAACGAACCAUCAGAGGACACAUCCGGUCCAUCACUGCAACAUCUGGGACUCCAAGCAACUAUGGAAGAAAUGCUUACGUCUGAAAGAAGAUGAAGGAAAAUGGUUUUUCUAUGUACACUGUGAAUUGGCAAAGAAAUGUUGUACAUUUAUUUUAUAUACUACGUAUUUUUUAAUCAGAAAAACUGUGUAUAUUUUCGGAUUGUAUUAUUUUUCCUUUUUUAUUAACCUGUUGAAUGAUUGUUUUACUAAUUGUUUUAUCAAAAACUCAUUAUUUUCCUUAGGUAUGAAGAAUUUUAGCAGAGAAAAGGCUGUUAGUACAAUUCAAUGAUCUGAUAUUUUUAAGGGAACUUUUUGCAUUAAAACUUCUAAAGAAGACGU
Messenger RNA from Austrofundulus limnaeus, 1863 nucleotides. It is a transcript of the gene cldn15b, whose product is annotated as claudin 15b. Gene Ontology annotation, molecular function: structural molecule activity. Gene Ontology annotation, cellular component: membrane; bicellular tight junction. The coding region runs from base 897 to 1568 and encodes 223 amino acids. The record is from RefSeq and is a predicted model, not a curated record. The transcript is spliced from 5 exons. Lineage: Eukaryota; Metazoa; Chordata; Actinopteri; Cyprinodontiformes; Rivulidae.